AUGGAGGUGUAUCUUAAUAUGCAUAUCCACGCGCAGGUGACCUGUAGCGGUACUGUGUGUUAUUUGCAAACUUAUCAAGAGCCGAGAGAAGUCGACAUUGCGGAGCGAAUAAAAGGCCUUCGGUGUUACAGCAAACAACAUGGAAGACCUGAAGAGGAUAGGAGGAAACGUGAGGAGAGUGACUCAGACUCGGAUUCAGAUACAGAAUGCAAGGGUUUUGAUAGGUCGGAAUUCUGGAGACGCAAAAUGCGCACAGUGCACAAUAUUCUGGAUGUAGACAAGGAUGGAUUGAUCUCAUUUAACGAUUUUAUUCUUUUUUCUGAGCGCUUUAAGUCGCUUGGGCAUUUGGAUCAAGAGCAGGCUAAGGAAUUCACUUCUAUAAUCAAAAUGACAUGGGAGGAGCAGUGGGGUGCUAUAGACCCAUACAAUUAUGUGACGGUGGAACAGUACUUGGAAGACAUGCAUCACGUUCUCAAUGAUAAGACAUUGAAGAAGCGCGCGCAUCGGUGGUUACCUUAUCUUUUUAAGGCAGUGGAUAAAGACAACUCUGGAUUCAUAUCAGUCAACGAGUUCAAAUUGUUCUUCAAAUGCCUUGGACUAAGCAAUGAACACGCGGCCAUCGCUUUUGCAGUUAUUGAUACAAAUGGGGUGAGUAAAAAAUACAACAUUUAA
Molecule: messenger RNA, 672 nt
Organism: Leptosia nina
Lineage: Eukaryota; Metazoa; Arthropoda; Insecta; Lepidoptera; Pieridae
Source: the annotation of a GenBank genome assembly